AUGUCACAGCAGCAAGGCUCUUGGUUAAUGAACACCUAUGCUUCGUUCCAUAGAAGGCAUGAACGGCUCAAGAAUUACGUCCACAAUGGAUUCCGAUACCCCUUACCACCAUGGGGCCGAGCAGUGAUGGGCUUCGUCUACUUUUCACUCCCAGUGAUUGGUGGCUAUCACGUAAUGCAAUGGGCUAUCUCCAAGUCGCAUGAGGAAAUUGGAGAAAGAGGAGAAAAGCUACGGAACAAGCGCAUCGAAGGGAUUGGCGACAAAGUGGUGGUAGAUGAGGCCACCGGUCAAACAAAAAAGGUCGGAGCGGGUGGUUGGGGUGGUGGCGUCAAUUUGGCCGUCAGCAACGAAACCAUCCAAGAGCGCAAUCUAAGAAGGCUGAAAAAGUGGUUGAAGAAGCAGCGCAAAUUAAAAAGGAAAAGGGAGAAGGAAGAUGCUGCAAAGCUACAACAAACAUUAGCAAGCAAGAACACAGAUAGCUGA
Molecule: messenger RNA, 483 nt
Organism: Seminavis robusta
Lineage: Eukaryota; Bacillariophyta; Bacillariophyceae; Naviculales; Naviculaceae
Source: the annotation of a GenBank genome assembly